CUCUCUCUCGCUUCUCUCUCCGCUCUCUCUCUCUCAGGUAUCACUACAGAAGGGAUCUACAGGGUGAGUGGGAACAAGUCAGAGAUGGAGAGCAUGCAGAGGCAGUUUGACCAGGACCAUAACCUGGACCUGGUGGAGAAGGACUUCACUAUCAACACGGUGGCUGGGGCCAUGAAGGCCUUCUUCUCUGAGCUGCCAGAACCCCUGGUGCCCUACAGCCAUCAGAUCGAACUGGUGGAGGCCUUCAAGAUCAACGAUCGGGAUCAGCGAGUUCACGCCAUGAAGGACAUCCUGCGCCGCUUCCCCAGGGAGAACUAUGACGUCUUCAAAUACGUCAUCAAUCACUUGAACAAGGUGAGUCAGAAUAACCGUUUGAACCUGAUGACCAGUGAGAACCUGUCCAUCUGUUUCUGGCCCACUCUGAUGCGGCCCGACUUCACCACCAUGGACGCCCUGACGGCCACACGAACCUACCAGACAAUCAUCGAGUCCUUCAUCCACCAGUGUGCUUUCUUCUUCUACAACCAGCCCCUGUCUGACACCCCUGGCGGGCACGCCUCCCCCACAGCCACCCUCUCCUCCCACGGGGGAACCUCGGCCUACUCCUCCUUGGCGUACAACUCUCCCUCCCUCACACCGGCCCCGGCCCCUUACGUUAUGCCCGCCACGCCGCCAGUCAUCCCACACUACGGGCCGCCCCAUACCCAGAUCCAGCAUUCCCCGCCCCACACCCCCCAGUCCCCCAUCCAGGCCCUACUGCCCCCCCUGCACCCCCAUCACCCCCCCACGGAACAACACAUGCUGUGAACCAGUGAUGGAAGGAAAGAGAGAUUUGAGAGCGAGAUGGAAAGAGUUUGAGAUUCAGAGGUAUGAGGGAGCGGUGAGAGAAGAAUGUAAGUGGACGAGAUUUUGAAGGGGUGGUGAGAUGUAUGGAGGGAACGAGAGAAGAGUGGGUUUGAGAGAGGGAAAGCGAACGAGAAGAUGAGGGGGUGAGUGAGAUGCAGUACAUAUUUGGGAAAACUGUUGGGAGAGGGGGUUAUCCAACCCCCAUUUGCAUUUUAAAGAUAUACGCACACACACACACACACUACGCACGGAAGGGGGUGGGAAAGAGGAACUUUUGAGCCACUAGUACAACAUGUGUCUUCCCGUACCACUGUAGUCUAUUGACUCUUCUCCCGCUACCAUUUCUUCUGCCCCCUUCUCCACUGCCUUAGAGAGUACCUCCCUCUCUCCCCAUCCAACACACACACACACACCACGUGUACAUGUCCCUCCCCAACCAUAAGGGACCUCAGAACUGCUGACUGUAGCCAGGCAGGGUAUCUGUGGGGGAAGUGUGGGAGGACAUUGAACUAUAUGGACCUCCUAGCUGGACUCUAAAACCACUGCCCAGUGUCCCACUUUCCUCGCCCCCACCACUCCUCACCGCGAUGGGGCUGUGGUUUGCCAGCGACUGCCCUGUCCUCCCAGGUUGAUCCUGGGUCCAGGUGGAGGGAGGACCUGACCAGUAGCUUCUCUAUGUUUAUUUGACCACUGUUACCAGGAAAUGGACUAGAGGCAUGCUUCACCUCUCCCCCAUGGACCAGCUUCCACUUCAAUAGACUCAUUCCUAACCCCCACCCCCUUCGCUUCAGUGUCUGCUACAGCCAGAGAUAAUGCCAAGAACAAAAUUCUCAACUAACUGGACCUGCAGGGAGGCUAGAGCACGGAACUUUGGGUGGUCUCACACCCUCGGCAUCUUGGGAGAGCUCCUUCCGUUCCGCUCUCUCUCCUCUGACACAUGCCCCCGAGCCUCCAGGCAACGCUGGAAGACUGUUUUUCUUUUGAUUAAAGAGGAUAUCUUUUACCCCCCCUGUUUCUUCCUGAUGUUUGUUGUUCCACCUUUCCUCUUUAGUUCUCCCCCCCAACCACCCCCCCACCCCAAUGCUUCCAUUUUUUGAUUUUCAAACUGUGGAUCAGUUUUGGAGUGUUCUGUUGAUGACUGACCAAUCAGAAUGCACUCUCACACAGCAAAUCCCUCCUGUCAGAUAUCAAUGCUUACUUCUUAUUGGCCCAUGUGCUUUCUGUGAAUAACUGUAAUGGAGAGGUAGGAAGGACUGGGAUAUGGAUUGGGAUUUGGAAGGGGUGGGAUUCAGGGAUGCACUUUACGGACUCUGAAAAGCAUUUAGAGAAUUAGACACGGAAUGCCAAGAGGAACAACCAUAAGGAUCCCAGGAGGCAUUGGGAAGUGGUGGCAGGGAAUUCAUACUUCCUCCUGUUACCAAUGAAGGGUUUGGAAGCCUGGAGAGACAUGGGGGGCAUGACCUUUGUGUGUGUGUGUCUGCGUACAUGUGUGCACAUGCUUCUAAUAUGGUAGAGAGCGGGAUAAUCAUUAGUGUAGAGAUCUCUGAAGUUUAUUGAGAUUGAGAGACUGCAGAGCACUUUUGGGAUCCUCUUUAGUGCAAAGUGCGCCAACACUUUCUCACCACGUCUAAUGCGUUGUGAAGUCGUGUAGCCACCUCACUGAGAACACACCAUUGCCAUCUGGUGGACAACAUAGUUACUGCAGCUAUGACCUCACCCACCACUGCAUGGGCGGAACACCAUUCCCCCCCGGGUGUAAUAUUAGAUCUUUCUACAUGCGUAAUCCCCCAUAUUUACCUAUUGAAUGUCAGGUCAAAUGGGACAUAUUGAGCCCAAUAGGAAUUCUUUGUAUAUAACGUAAAUGGAGAGUCUAUACUAUGAAAGCCAUAUAAACUGCAUUGAGAUUAGCCUGUGGAUGAGGCUCAUAUCUGUUGUGUUGCUUAGGGUGCCAGCACUUUGCUACAGAUGUAUAUACUCUCCAGAGUGUGGUGUUGAAGGAGCGUAUGACGACAUUUCAUGUCAGCUGUCCAUGAUGCAGACAGUCCAGUGACUAGUCCAGUGUCCAUCUGGGCUCUGCUAGUUGGUGGUAUGUGGUGAUGUGUAGUCAUGUGUUUUUGUACCGAGGCUGGCUCAGGAUAGUGGUUCAGAUCCAUUCAGCUGACUAUGACCGGGAAGGACACAAAGGAAAGGAGAUGAGGAAGCUCGUUCAGAGUAUUGAAACGCAGCCAGUGGUGUUGAUAGUCCCUCAAUGCCAUCCUGUGUUUAUUGGUGUCCCACUUCCUGGUUGGCACCACUUGGUACCCCUGCCCUCUUUUGAAACGGCACCGUUCCCUAGUCCAGAGAGGCGCUCCGGGAUGGAGCAGAACAGACCAUCUAUUCAUCUGUGUUGAUGACUGCGGAAUUCCAAUGGUUCUGUCUGUGGUUGUCAUAGAAACCUGUUUGAUCGCUAGUGUGUGUGUGUGCGUGUGCGCGCGUGCACGUUAGAGUGAAUCCAAGGUCAUGUAAUUUGUUUCAUUUUGACCCUCCGCUUUACACACUCAUGCUUGUCUCCACCUCUCUCCAGUUCCCAUUUGUCUUGACUGACAGGCCUCCCUUCCAAUCACUGGAGUUAUACCCUGACGCCGACCCAAUGACCUAUCAUACACUACCUAUAUGACGUUUGUUUGUCUGUGUUAAGGACUGAUGUCAUUUGAGCUGUCAACAGUAGCCAGACAUCAGUGUAAACUCGACACUUAAGACCAUGUCGCUUAUAGUCGAGAAUGUAUUUAUCCUCACGGUCAUUACCCCACAUAAUGUAAAACUGGACCUGACCACAGUUAUCCUCUUAGUUACCUAUAGGUUUCUCCACAGAUGGAGAGUGAGUCAGAGAGAGAGAGAGAGGUGAAUGGGAUCAUUAUUUGGGAGAUGGAGGGAGGAAGGGGGGUUGUGCAAACUCUGGUACUUUUGAAUGCCGGCCAGUGGCAUUCCCUGUGUAUAUCAAUGUGUUAAUACUGAACAGACUGUGAGGCAGCCAAAGACUGUACAACAACAACAACAAAAAGGUGGGGGAGAGAGGAAGCAAAGCGACACGUGGAGAGGAAAAAAACCAUGGUAUUAAAAAUGUGACUUUGGUUCUGCGAUCUUGUGGCUUUUCUUUUUCUUUAUUCUUUGCAACAAUGGUGAGAGAUGGUCUGUUAAGUUAAAAUGAGAAACAAGCAAACUAUAUUCAAAUGGUUGUUUAUUUGUAUGUUAGGGGGUCUAACACUUUGCCCUUUAGUCAAUGGUGAUAGAAUUGUUUUUCUUUUUAAUAAUAAAAAAACAAACAUGUUUUGUUUGUUUUUUAAACAAUUUUGUGAAUGGUGAAGAGACCAGCCCGGUUAUAGUGCAUGAUAUUUGCCCAGGCAAGGGAGGUGGCUUGACCACUCUUCAGUAUUUAAGACAAGAAGAUUAAAAAAACAAUGAAAUAAUGGGGGAAAAGUUAACCUGUAUAAAAGAUCAAAUGGAAGUAAAACAAAAAAAAUUCUGUCAACACAAAAAAAUGCUGUCAUUAUUUGCUAAGAGUAUGGUAAUUUGUCUCAAUAGGAAUGGUGUAUACAGCAAGGCCUUACGUGGACCUGUAUUCUAGUUAAUAAAUCAAUCUUGUAAAGCCUG
Messenger RNA from Oncorhynchus kisutch (coho salmon), 4476 nucleotides. RefSeq names its product rho GTPase-activating protein 35-like. Gene Ontology annotation, biological process: regulation of axonogenesis; Rho protein signal transduction; regulation of cell size. The transcript has 4 exons. Lineage: Eukaryota; Metazoa; Chordata; Actinopteri; Salmoniformes; Salmonidae. The record is from RefSeq and is a predicted model, not a curated record. The coding region runs from base 85 to 807 and encodes 240 amino acids. Gene Ontology annotation, molecular function: GTPase activator activity. Gene Ontology annotation, cellular component: cytosol.